GUUUUUUUCAACUAAAACGAACAACGUGGUUAAUUUGAACACGUCGGUCUAUUACCCCUACUCGCCUACCCUCUCCCAACCUCUACUUUUUUCUAUAAUCCUUUUACCAAAAAAGAAAAUAUCAAAGCUUUUCCCGUUGACCCCUCAAAUUAACACUUAAAUUCACACUAUGCGGUAUUUUCUGGAAUUAAUUGAUCAUCUAUAGUUUCAAUCAAGUAUUAUCUGCCUGAUUUUUCUCAUUUUCUAGCAAUUUGAUCCCCUUUGUUCUAGCUAUUACUCUUCAUGUCCCGAGUGCUUAUCAUCUGAGCAACCCUCUCUCGUCGAACAAUUUUAAAUUGCUCGACGCAAAAAAGAAGAAGAAAGUAAUGCCAGAGAUCUUACCUGAGGAAAGCAGUUCAUCCUCAUCAACCACUGCCAUCGCCACCGCCGCUACCGGAGAUUUGAAGCUUAACCUAUUCGGAAAAUACGAUGUCGGAAAACUCUUAGGUUGUGGUGCUUUUGCAAAGGUAUAUCAUGCAAGAGACAUUAGAACAAGACAAAGCGUUGCAAUUAAAACCGUAAACAAGGCUAAGAUAUUAAAAGGCGGUUUCACGGAGCACGUUAAGCGUGAGAUUGCUAUCAUGCGCCGGUUGCGUCAUCCUCAUAUCGUGCGCCUACACGAAGUUUUAGCGACGAAAACAAAGAUCUAUUACGUAAUGGAAUUCGCUAAAGGUGGAGAGCUUUUUACAAAGGUAACCAAAGGUCGAUUCAGCGAAGAUCUCAGCCGUAGAUAUUUUCAACAAUUAAUCUCAGCCGUUGAUUAUUGUCACUCUCGUGGCGUGUAUCAUCGAGAUCUAAAGCUUGAAAACCUAUUGCUAGACGAAAAUUGGGAUCUUAAAGUAACGGAUUUCGGGUUAAGUGCGGUUUCGGAUCAGAUCCGACCCGAUGGAUUGCUCCAUACGCUUUGUGGUACUCCUGCUUACGUGGCACCUGAAAUACUUGAGAAAAAAGGAUAUAAUGGAGCUAAGAUUGAUAUUUGGUCGUGUGGAAUAAUCCUUUUUGUGCUUAAUGCUGGUUAUUUGCCAUUUACUGAUUCAAAUUUAAUGGCUAUGUAUCGAAAAAUCUAUAAAGGCGAGUUUCGUUGCCCUAAAUGGACUUCGCACGGGUUAAAAAUGUUGCUUACACGGCUCCUGGACACGAAUCCUGAGACGAGGAUAUCGAUUGAGCAGAUCAGGAACGAUCCGUGGUUUAAAAAAGGUUAUAAAGAGGUGAAAUUGUGUAUCGAUGAGGAAUUCGAGUUGAAAAAUAGUGGAUCCGAGUUGCUGAAUGCGUUUCAUAUAAUCUCGUUAUCAUCAGGUGUUAAUCUGUCUGGAUUGUUGAAGAGUUUAGGAGGCAAAGAUACGGUGGAUGUUGAACGGUUUGUUUCAGCAGAGUCAGCAGAGAGCAUAAAGCAGAGGAUUGAAGAGGUUGCGAAAGCGGAAGGAAUGAGAGUUACUGGAAAAAAUGGCGCUGCCGUGAGGGUUGAAGGGAAAAAUGGGAAAUUUGUGUUGGUAAUGCAGAUUAACCGGUUAACGGAGCAAGUGGUAAUUGUAGAAGUUAAAAGAAAGGAGAUUGGGGCUGGACCUGAUCGAGAUAUAUGGAAACAGAAAUUUAAGCCGCAGUUGAGUGAAUUUUUUUUAUGAACCGGACGGAUAGGUUUCCACCUAAGUUGCGGGGACUUUUCACUUUUGAUGUCGUACCCUUAUCGGAUUCUCCAAAAAUACGCUAAUUUUGGAGAAUCCAUUUUCCUAAUGACAU
Messenger RNA from Lycium ferocissimum, 1776 nucleotides. Its product is annotated as CBL-interacting serine/threonine-protein kinase 14-like. The transcript has a single exon. The record is from RefSeq and is a predicted model, not a curated record. NCBI's taxonomy places the organism in Eukaryota, Viridiplantae, Streptophyta, Magnoliopsida, Solanales, Solanaceae. Gene Ontology annotation, biological process: protein phosphorylation; signal transduction. The coding region runs from base 366 to 1661 and encodes 431 amino acids. Gene Ontology annotation, molecular function: protein kinase activity; ATP binding.